Molecule: messenger RNA, 5266 nt
Organism: Pogonomyrmex barbatus (red harvester ant)
Lineage: Eukaryota; Metazoa; Arthropoda; Insecta; Hymenoptera; Formicidae
Gene: dia
Product: diaphanous related formin 1
Biological process (GO): actin cytoskeleton organization; actin filament polymerization
Cellular component (GO): actin filament
Molecular function (GO): small GTPase binding; actin binding
Source: RefSeq, a predicted model, not a curated record
UAAUACAAAAAUGUUACAAGAAAAGAAAAUAAAGUAUGAUGCAACUUGAAAUUAUGUGAUGGAACUUUGUAAAUCAGUUUAUUAAAUAUAGAAAAGUAUACAUUGUUCAAAGAAUGAAAUUCUGUCAUAAGAAUAAUUGGGCAAUUUGGAUUAAUUAGAAUUAAUUCAAUUAAAAGUCAAAAUAAUUUAGAUAUAUACACACAACAAUUUGCGGCUCUAACAUUUUAUUCAAAGUAAGUCUAAGAUUGAUUGUGAUGUAGAAUUGAAAGCAAUUACUAUUGGCAAUAGGAUCUAAUUGCAUCUCAUUCUAUCUCAAUGAUGCAAUAAUCAAGUUAUUCUAUCAUUGCACAUAGCCCUAGUACAAAUGCCUUCAGAUGAUUCUAGGAUGACUCGUAUUUUGUCUUGUACAUGAUUAUUUUUCAAGUCGCGACAUUAGGACGAGUACGUUCUAAGAAUAUUUGUAUUUUCCCACGCGUCUUAUCUCUGCGAAUUUCGUAACGAUCGUAACGCCAGUAUCAACCAUUACCAUUUGCUUUACCAUUUGCCUUUGCGACAGUCGUGGUUUUGGUAACACGGAGGCACGAUCGAAUGUCAUUGAUUCUCAAUUUUUUCUCCGCCACGCGUAUUAUCGCGUAUCGUUUUAUCGGUUCAUAGACGUCAUUUCUACGUUGAUUUCGCGACGUGAUAACAUUCAAACGUGUAAAACCAAAGUCAUAGUAUUGUACAUAUAUAUUAGGCUUGAAAGAAACUUGGACGAAGUAAAAAGAAUGUCUGGUAUUCAAAGAAGAAAGAGUUGGUAUCAUAAAGCCGAGGCCAGCAUCAAGUUGGACACGUGGUUCGGCCGGCCGAAGAAAUCCGGACGCGGGGGUGGCCCGCGCGGUCAUUCGGGCAGCAGCACCAUGCCCAGGCCGCAUUCGGGCGAUGAUAUCAAUGAGAUCGAGCAACAGCGUUGCAUCAUUGAAAGGAUGGACGAGGAGACAGUGAAUGAUAGAUUCGAGGAAAUGCUGGCCAAUAUGAAUCUAACAGAGGAGAAGAAGGAACCGUUGCGUCAACAAUCAGUCGAAAAGAAGGAAAUGCUAGUGUUACAUUACAAGGGUAGUAUACAAGAGAACCGAUCGAAAUUUGAUAAACCAGCGGAUUAUAUACAGUAUCUGGCACAGCCCGAUUUGAGCGUUAACAAGAUUUAUAGCUGCGUCGAGUCUCUUAGGAUUGCACUCACUAAUAAUCCGCUCAGCUGGGUACAGGAGUUUGGAACUAAGGGUUUGAAGCAGGUCCUGGCUACCCUUAAUGAGUGUUAUCGAAAUGCCUUCAUAUAUUAUGAUAGUGACAACCGCUACGAGCGAAUACAGUACGAAUGUAUCCGCUGUUUAAAGGCCAUCAUGAAUAAUACCGUGGGUAUAAAGGAGAUGCUGGCCCAUCACGAGGCUCUUACCAUCGUGGCCAGAUCAUUGGAGCCGACAAAACCGUCCGUAAUGUCCGAGGCCGUAAAAUUACUUGGUGCAGUAUGUCUGAUAUCCAGUGACAGUCACAAGAAAGUUUUAGAUGCGAUUACUAUGAAUGGCGAAUUUAAAGGCCGCGAAAGAUUUCUACCAAUCGUACAGGGUUUGAUGAACAAGAAGAAUGAAAAUUUAAGGGUAGUGUGCCUUCAACUCAUAAACUCAAUAAUAUCAUCCGCAGAGGAUUUAGAUUUUCGCUUACAUCUGAGGAACGAGAUAAUGCGAGUAGGUCUGGCUGAUAUUCUUGAAAUGCUAGAAAAAGAUGAAUCGGAAGACUUGGCGACACAUUUGAAAAUCUUCAAUGAUCAUAAAGAGGAAGAUUAUGAGGAAUUUGUACAGAGAUUUGACAAUGUACGUUUAGAAUUAGAUGACGUUAAUGAUUGCUUUGAAGUAGUUAAAAAUAUGGUGAUGGAGACUUCUGCCGAACCAUAUUUCCUAUCUAUACUUCAACAUCUUUUAUUUAUUCGAGAUGAUGCUUUAGUUCGACCAGCAUAUUAUAAAUUAAUUGAGGAGUGUAUAUCGCAAAUUGUGUUGCAUCGUUCAGGCUGUGAUCCGGAUUUCAGCGCGACAAAGCGCUUCCAGAUUGACGUACAACCAUUGAUCGAUACCCUAGUCGAAAAAUCACGGGCAGAGGAAGAAAGACGAUUGGUGGAAGUGACUCAGAAAUUGGAGGAGGCUAUAGCUAGUAGGCAAGAAGCAGAAGCAAAACUUCAGCAUGCGGAAAAUAAGAUCAAAGAAUUAGAGCAAGGGACGGGGAAGUCUGGUAGUAGGACUGUUAUAUGUCCACCUCCACCGCCAAUGCCUGGAAUGGGAGGCGGACCACCGCCACCACCACCUCCUCCUCUUCCUGGCGGUGGUGGUCCUCCUCCACCGCCGAUGCCUGGAAUAAUGUGUCCACCUCCACCACCAAUGCCCGGUUCGAAAGGACCUCCACCUCCACCUAUGCCCAUAAUAGGAGGACCUCCACCACCACCUAUGCCAGGAAUGGGCCCUCCACCACCACCGAUGAUGGGAGUGUUAUCUCCUCCAUCUCCACUGAUACAUGUUUUGCCUCAUGGAUUAAAACAAAAGAAAUGGGAAGUAGAUGGUCCACUGAAAAGAGCAAAUUGGAAGGCGAUUUUACCUCACAAAUUAACAGAAAAGUCAUUCUGGACGAAAGUACAAGAAGAUAGAUUAGCUAGCCCGGAAAUAUUGGAUGGUUUAGCGCAAAAGUUUGCAUCAAAACCAAGCGGAAAAAGAAUGGACGAUGUGGUUGAUAAGUCGGUCUCAACGAAAAAAGUGAAAGAUCUCAAAGUUUUGGAUAGUAAAGCUGCUCAAAAUAUAUCGAUACUUCUUGGUGGGACACUAAAACAUAUGCCUUAUGUGGAAGUGAAAAGAUGUUUAUUUAGAUGCGAAGGGCCAGUUAUUUCAGACAAUAUAUUACAAGGAUUAAUUCAAUAUUUACCACCGCCGGAUCAAUUGUCAAAGUUACAGAUAUAUAAAGAUCAGUACGAUGAUCUAACCGAAGCAGAGCAAUUUUGUGUUACGGUUUCUACGAUAAAAAGAUUACUGCCGAGAUUAAGAUCGUUAAGUUUCAUGCUGCGAUAUGAAGAAUUAGUACAGGAUAUAAAACCUGAUAUAGUUGCCGCUACAGCAGCAUGCGAAGAAGUGAAAAGCAGCAAAAAAUUUGCACGGAUUCUCGAACUGAUAUUGUUACUCGGAAAUUAUAUGAAUUCCGGUUCUAAAAAUGGCCAAGCGUUUGGAUUUGAGAUUAGCUUUCUUACCAAGCUUACUAGUACUAAAGAUAUUGAUAACAAACAGACUCUUAUGCAUUAUUUGGUGAAUACAAUAGAAAGGAAAUUUCCGGAGUGUCUCAGCUUUGUUGAGGAAUUAGCACACGUAGAUCGCGCUAGUCGAGUAUCUUUAGAGAACGUCCAGAGAACAUUACGUCAAAUGGAGACUAAUAUUCGUAAUCUCGAACAAGAUCUCACGAAUGCCAAAGUUCCACAAUGUGAUGAAGAUCUAUUUAUAGAUGUUAUGAAACCAUUUGCCAAGAAAGCCAGAGAAUCUUAUGAAGUUCUGCAGAACAUGUUUAAAAAUAUGGACAGUUUAUACACGGACAUUUCGGAAUUCUUCUCUUUCGACAAACAGAAGUACACUAUAGAGGAAUUUUUCAGCGAUAUUAAAACGUUCAAAGAUGAUUUUUUGCAAUCGCAGAGGGAGAUAGUAAAGCUGAAGGAGGGCGAGGAAAAGCAAAGAAGGGCGAGGGAAGCACGCGAAAAAGCGGAAGUGGAAAAGGCGGCUCGUGCUGCACGUAAACGUGCAUUAGUUGAUAUGAAUGCGCAUGAAACACAGGAAGGUGUCAUGGAUAGUCUGAUGGAAGCACUGCAAACUGGUUCGGCCUUCAGUCGUCCGGAUCAACGGCGCAAGCGACAAACGCGCGUAGCUGGUGCGGAAAGGAGAGCACAACUAAAUAGAAGUCGAUCGCGUACCGGAUUAAUCGGAACUGGCUUACUAGGGAGAGAACUUUCCACAGAACUUUUAAGUUCGGCUUAAUCUACAAAUAUCGGAAUACAUCAUGUUUCCGUCCUAAACUCGUUGCUGUGAUGAUUUUACAUGCAUCAUAUUGGAACAAUAUUGAGAGGAAUAAUAGAAAACAUUAUAUCGUAUGUAAAUCGGUAUCCUGAAGAGGAGGAUGAAAAAGAGCGAUUUUACAUCAGCGAUCCUCCGGUCUAGAUAGAAUUUUUACUAUUUCGAACUGAUAACAGUCUUCCUUACGUAGUUGAAUAUUUGGUUCUUUUGUAGGUAUUUUGUACUUGUACAAAUAUAGCUAGCAGAUUUGUAUAACCGAAUGACACUUGCGUUGAUACUCGGCAAGAUGCGUGCGAAAAUCUAUUUCGUAAACGAUAUCCCGAGAUAAUGUAAAAUAAAAUUCAUCACCGACAAACGCAUUUGUAAAUAGAGAAACUGGUGAUGAAUCGUUGAAAGUUCUUGAAAGUGCUUGUGGGCGCAAUUAGACACACUAUUUCAUCAUGUUCUCGCAUUUUUACUGCCGUUUACUCUAUGAAUCAAGCGGCAAACUUGCAUUUAUUUAUGUACGUCGCUGUAAAUAGAUUUCAUCUCGAGAAUCAUAAAUGUGCAUAGAUACUGCGAAUCGAAAUUAUUCCGACAUUACGAGAUGUUAUUUGUAAAAUAAUUUACUUCGGGAAUAAGUAACAUGGUUAUAGAGCGAUAACAUGGCAAUAAUGCGCCUUUUCAGUUUUUCAGUGAAAAUGUCUCUAAAGACGGAUAUUGCUGCGUGACAUGAUUAGGAAACUUAUAAUUAUUGCUUAUUUGACAUUAUAAAAUGGAAAUAAUAAUGGUAAUUGACUAUAAUGAUCAGUUUGUUAAAAAUCUCUGAUAGAAUGAUUGCAAAGCGUGCAUAUCUUGGCGUUUUUUACAUCAUUCUUUGCUCAUAUAAUUCUCUUAAUAAGAAUAUAUACAAUAACUGUUCGAAACACUUUGAUGUAUGAAGAAACAUUUGUAUACCAAAUUGAGGCACAAAUUUUGCGGCAUAUUUUUAAUAAUAUCUUUUUAAAAGGCACUUGUAUUUGCAUUUUUUAUAACAGAAGCAUUUCACUAUUGAUGUAAUAGCUUUAAUUUAUGAACCAAAAGAACUGAGACAACUUUUACAAGAAGCGGCUGGCUUAUUUAACGCAACAUUCGCGUUUUGUGAUAAUAAAUAAGUCCGAUAAUAAGCUUAGACAUUCGAUAUCUUCACGGCGGUGAAAAACUCAGGGAGAAAAGAAAAA